AUGACACCUGUCCCGCGCGUCGUGCUGACGACCGACUGCGACAGCCUGACCUCGCUCUCCUCGCAGGAUGCCAGCCACAAGACGGGCCUGGAGAUCACUGCCCUCCAUGUCAACCACGACCGCACCCAUGCCAUCCUCGCCGGCCGCGACAUCCUCAAGACCCUCCGCAUCGACGGCACCAAAUGCGCCGAGGAGACCAACCUGCGCGCCGCCAUCAUCAACUAUGCCUCGCACCACUCGGCCACCGGCGCCCACACCCCCACCCGCCACCGCGACACGCUGGAGAUUCACGACGUGAAAUGGUCCCAUGGCAACUACAGCUCCCACAUCGCCACGGCCGCCACAAACGGCAAGGUGGUCCUGUACGAUCUCAAUCGCACGGGCGUAGAGCUGGCCCAGCUGCAUGAGCAUCACCGCCAGGUUCACAAGCUGGCCUUCAACCCGCACCAAGGCUACCUGCUUCUUUCGGCCAGCCGUGACGCCACCGUCCGCCUCUGGGAUCUGCGUGACAUGAAAAAGGACAUCAUGUCCUGCCCCAGCCGGGACAAAUACUCCGGUCUGAGCGAAGGUAUCCGGGAUGUCAAAUGGUCCCCCACAGACGGCGUCGAGUUUGCUUUUGGCACCGAGAACGGCGUCAUUCAGCGGUGGGAUUACCGCAUGAACCGGGCGCCGAAGCUCAAGAUCAACGCCCAUGACAAGACGUGCUACGCUAUUGAUUGGCAUCCCGAUGGCAAACAUCUGGCCAGCGCCAGCGCGGACAAAUCCGUGAGAAUCUGGGACUUUUCGUCUGAAAUUCGCAGGCAGAAGCCAGCAUGGGUCAUACGCACCCCUUUCCCUGUCUUCAACGCUAGCUGGAGGCCGCCUUUCUGGUCCGCUGAAUCUAAUGAGCAGGGAGUGUGGCAAUGCACGCAUCUGGCAACCUCAUAUGACCGUGAUCAUCCGCUCGUCCACGUAUGGGACUUCAGGCGGCCUUCUUUGCCCUUCAGGGAGAUUUCUCUCUACAACACGGCGCCUACAGACCUGCUCUGGCGCUCGCGUGACCUGCUUUGGACCGUGGGUCGCGAGGGCGUUUUCACGCAGUCAGACGUGCAUUUCGCGCCAAAGAUCGUGGACAGACGGAACAUGUCUGCUUUUGCGGUGUCUUCAAGCGGAGAAUUGAGUGCCUUUUCGCAGAAAAGGUACAGUCGCAGGACCUCGGGCGUGGAGUACGGUUCCAACGGGACCUACACCACUGGUGGGCGCGGUAAAAUGGGGGCUUCUGAGAAGAACAGCCUUCCGCGCAGCUCUGCAGAUGACAGCAUCGAUGACAGUUUCCUCAGUUCAUCUUUCAAGCGGCACCAUGGCCGAACGGCCAGCAACCGUUCCACAAAAUCAAUCAGCAGCACCCCGCCAACGUCGGACCACGCAGCAAAGAUGAUGUUCUUGAGUGAUUCUUUGGCUAAUCAAAAACAUUCCUUCACGCCAAACCAGGUGGCUCUCAGAGGUGGUGUGCCUGGAUCUCUGAACACUGCGCUCUUUACUUUCCUCGCGCAAAAGUACAAGUGGAUGGCGCUGGACGAUCCUCCCACCGUCCAGUCGUUCCAGGAACUCCAGAGAGCAUUCGACGCCAAUGCGGAGUAUGCCCAGAAAGCUGGCAACCAUCGAUUGGCAAACUCGUGGAAGGUGGUCGGUCAAACCGUGUCAGAUGCAGUGCAACGACGGGCCCUAGCCAAUAGGAAGCGGCGCUUGGAGCAGAACCCCGCUAGUCCGACGAAGCCAUUGCAGCUUGCAGAGAAGAAUAUGCUGAUGGAGAAAAGAGAAAAAGAUCACGAGCAGCUGGGGCUACCCAAUCCUGCAGUGCGGGCCAUUCAUGGAGCCGACGGACAUGAAAGUGCGCACAUGCCCGAUAGCACAUCGAAUGUCGCUACACCGAUUGCGAGGCCAAUAAAUCAGGCUCAAGCACCAGUCCACGUCGGCCAUGCACCGCUUCCAGACCCAGACCACGACGAAGCCCUUGCCCUGCCGCCGGCAGCUGUAGGUGCACAAUCACACGCUAACAAUAAAGCCCUGCCGCUGGCGGACCCGGGGCCACGGGCAAGGCGGCCUACUAUCUCGAGCCAAUCAUGGCACUAUUCGGCGAGCGAUCUGGAAGACCGUCGAGCCAUGGUCAGCAGCUAUCGAGCGCCGCCUCGCAUACCGUUGAGCCUGGAGCCGUUUGACGGGUCUGGCAUUGCUGCCACGCGGCCCAAUUUUGACCGGCAUAAUUCUCAGGAAAGCUUCGCCAUGUUUUCCGCGUCGACGGAUUCGCACGGACUAUCGGUUCCAGGCUCUUUCGCUAGCGGCAGAUCCCCGUCGCACGCGCAGAAUGCGGAGUCCUUGCAGGAGGGCUGGGAGGUGGGGGGUAGCGUGCCAGACGUCUCGAGCUUUGGCGGCCCCGGCAGGCCACCGGGCGCUAACAUGGGUUCGCUGGGCGGAACCGCUGCUGACUUGCAUAAGGGGGGCCCGCCUCGCAUCAACUUUGAUGAUUCGAUGCCAGACGCCGGAAUUGCCAACGAACACACGAACAGGUCGGGACUGAUACCGCAGCCGCCCGUCGCCAUUUCGGAUAUUGACAACUUCGGUUCGAGCUCUGAACAGAGCAGGGCUGCGCAUGAUAUUGAAACAUUGCGUAGACACAACCUGUUGUUACGCAACUCCAGCUCAGAGUCCGACGCGUACUCAAGCACGCAUGCAAGCACCCAAAACAGCUUUUCGGAGCUUUCCUUGAGUGACGCGACGAACUUGAGCAACCUGGACAUGAUGGAGGCGAGUGGUACCAUUGUACCCGACAGGCCUUCGGCCGUUGCUUCUCCUAGACACCCACCGCCAAUCUCCCUGCCUCACGAGGCUUUCAGUGCACCAGGAUACAUUGAAACGUCAGAGAUAGACAACGAGAAUCUCAUCGUGUCUGACUACGUUUUAAAACACGAGGAUGUGGACAGUGAAACUGACACUCCGAUUGUUCUCAUCGACAUGCUCCGUUGGCUUAUGGACUACCACACCAGAGUUCUUUCUGAUGCGCAAACAGUGGCGAACAUUGUGCUUCUCACGACUGAAUUUCUACCGCAUACACAUCCACUGCCGCAACCACUAACGACAUCAGUCCUGAAUGCCUAUGCAGAUCACAUGGCUACGAUUAACAUGACCCCGCCACAGAUUCGCGCGAUCCUGAACAGUCAUUUGAUACCAUUGACCCGUACGGGAAUCAACCCGUUCCAAGUAGAGUCUGUCCUGCUAGCCUAUCACAACCAGUUGCUCUCGCUAGGUUUGUUCAACACGGCAGCCUUCCUCCGCCGUGUCUCCUAUCCUAGUUAUCCAGCCGUGUACGAGCAGGCAUUGCAAGAGACGCAAAUUGGCUUUAGGUGUACGAAAUGCAAGAACCCCAUCAACAAUCCUGCCGACAAGAUGGUGUGCGAAAACUGCAAAGGCCGUCAAGCACCCUGUCCCAUUUGCUGGAGUGUAUAUCCGCCUCCAGAAAUGGCACCGACGUUGAAGAAGCGCAAGAGCAAGUCUCGAGUGCGUGGCCAUCAGCGAGGCGCCGCCGAACAGGGCCAAGGUAGCAUCAGCAUCCCGCGCUCAGCAACACUGCGCAGCGGCAACCGGGUCAAUGCCCAUAGCCACACGCCAUCUGACGUCUCCGUCUCCGCGCUUCAAGCGGGACCCAGCACAGUCGAAGUCACGAUCCCCCACGCGGCGGAGCCACGUCUCCGUCCCAGGGGGCGCUCGGCAGCCGGGCAUCCGGCGAUCGACGAGCCGCCCGCACACCCAACCCUCUACACCAGCUGCCCGAUCUGCGGCCAUUGCGCGCAUACGACAUGUCUCCGGGCAUGGCACGGCGACACGGGGCAGAACGGCGGCGUGUGCCCGGCCGAGGGGUGCACAUGUGACUGCGUGGCGGGGCCGCGGCGCGACGAGCGGCUCGAGCAGCUGCGGCGGGCGAAGGCGGAGCGCGAGAAGGGCCGCGUGCGCGACGACGGCCGCCGCGUCGGCGAGUCCCGCGCUGUGGCAGAGGCGUCGGCUCGGGCGCGCGCGCGCAUCGGGUUGGGCGGAGUUGGUGGUGUUGGUGGUGCUGGCGGGGGGCGCGCGAGCGGGGGCGGCGCGUUUGGAGCGGGGAGGGAGCGUGGGAGAGAGAGGGCCGAGACGGUGCAUGAGGGCGUGGUGGUGGGGAGGGGAGUCGGUCGGGAUGAGGGCCCAGGCGCUGGGGCUGGUGGGAGGAGAGUCCGGCUCGUGGAGCCGGGGCGGAGCACUUGA
This is a messenger RNA of Aplosporella prunicola CBS 121167, 4269 nucleotides long. RefSeq lists its product as uncharacterized. Gene Ontology annotation, molecular function: protein binding. NCBI's taxonomy places the organism in Eukaryota, Fungi, Ascomycota, Dothideomycetes, Botryosphaeriales, Aplosporellaceae. The transcript is spliced from 2 exons. The coding region runs from base 1 to 4269 and encodes 1422 amino acids. The record is from RefSeq and is a predicted model, not a curated record. Gene Ontology annotation, biological process: positive regulation of TOR signaling.